AUGGAUGAGAGCACCGGGUUUUCAACGUUCCCGAAAUCCGCUGGCCGACUGGUGUCACAACGCAACGGCAGCACGAUGAUGGCGACUGUUCCGGGCAACGGCACAACUGGUAGCGAGGGCACCAACCCGGUGGCGAACGGUGCAGGCCGUGACCGGCACACGGAUAGCAUCACCGAUAGUCCCCGGGAUGCGGCCACUGCUCGGCUGCGAACGUUUAUGGGCCGAACACCGAGUGCCAUCAAGUCAAAGUUUCUGUCCGUGCUCGGGAACAGCACGGAGAUCAUCAACGGUAUUUCGAACAAGAUCGAUGCUGCGCUCAGCCUGUCGUCGUCCUCCGACACCGAAACGACGGCCAACCGCAACCAGAUAAAGGUGGACGAUAUGCUGCGCCGGAAGUACGAGUCGUCCAACACGAAGCAUCCCGACGAUGGCCGCGGUGAACAGCAGAUCGAUUACGAGCUGCGUCGGGCGAAGGAACGGCGGGCCCACGAGGAGGUGCUAUCUGGCCGCUACCGGAAUCCUGCCUUUUCGCACCUGGUGCCACCGCAGAGUACUCCUCCACAGCCGGUGCCAAAGCAAACGGCGGCGGCAACCACCAACAACGCCGACCGGGCAGAGCGAGCCCCUUCGCACAGCAUCAGUGCCGACUUCAGCCACAGCAACUACAGCAACAACUCGUACUCGCUCGAGUCCCGUUCGCCUCAACCGUCCGCUGGCGGCGGUGGACCUCGGCUAGCGGAAGAGCAAGCGGGCGAAGCCAGACCGGCGGCUAGCCUCCACACACCGGAAGCUCACCCGGCACGAGACUUCGCCUGUCUCGGUGGCCGAGUGGAUCCACCGCUAGGCAUUCCGAGCAGCGCUUCAACAAGUGACAAUGAGUCGUGCGUCUUCAGCGGCACCCUGGAGUCGUCCGAGCUGAAGAUGUGGAUCCGGUCCGAGUCGGAGAACUCGGUGCCAUCGUGGGCAUCGUCCAUCAGCCUCGACAGCCAGUCGGAAGAGGCCGUGCUGGACUUUAUGAAACGCUUCGUGCGAAUUCUCUUCCACGACAGCGGCAGCGUAACGCUGCAGCUGAAGUCGGACUUUGGACAGUACGCACGGACGGAAACCGGUCGGCUGUGGUUUUCCCGUCUGGUGAACGCGCAACGAGCCAAGACGAAGCGCGUCGACGAGUCGACGUUCUACUCGCUGAUCCAAUACUUUGCGAUCGUCCUAUUCGAGUGUGCGGAAAGCGAGGACUACUCUCCGGCCAAAACUCUUAUGAACAUGUGCUUUACCUUCUACCAUGACAUCGAUGUCCCGGGCUGUGACCCGUAUCGGGAGUAUCUGUACACCUAUCUGCGCGAUCAGCCGAUCUGGCAGACGCUACGGUUCUGGAAUGCGGCCUUCUUCGAUGCACUCCAAACGGAGCGCAAGCACCGACCGGUGCCACCGACGAAGCAUCUCCCGGCGAAACCCUCACCGAAGGCUUCCGUCGUGAUCGAUCCGUCCACCGGUGCUGCUGCUGAGGAGGGGCCACUCGGAACCCUGACUCUAGCCGUGCCGGAAAUGGAACGUUCCUCAUCGACCAGUGCCUGCGAUCGGACUGAUCCGGCCGAGCUGCAAGAGGACAAACACUACCACCAGAACCUGAGCUUUGGCCAGCUGGGAAGUUUCACCUGCAACAUGCACGCGUUCGGUUUGUCACGGGACCUGUGCAACGAAUUUCUCGUCAAGCAGGCGGUUAUCGCCAAUCUAUCGGCAGAGCAACAGAAACUUCUCCAGGAGAACGUCGACCGUAUGUACCGUGAGACGGAUCCGUGGCGGGAGAACUAGGGUCCAGUCCGUCGGGCAGCUAGUAAGCACACGCAGUGAUAAUGGUAGCCACAACGCACCGUAGCGCGACGCAACGAAACCAGAUAGUAUUUUGUGAUAACGAUUUUGUGAUGUCCACUAGAUCUGAAGCGAUAGAGAACUAAGAAAUUGUUGGGGCAAAGUUAGAGCUCUGUGGCACGGAAAAAAUGGAACGGGGAAGAAGCACUCAUUGCCGACGAGCAUCACUUUACAUGAUACGAUCAUUCCUCGCAGUUGCACUUUUCUUUCUAAAUUUAAUUCGCACAGCGAAGACCGACGGUCCACGAGAUAUAGGACAGCUACGAAAGCAAUAGAGGACAAAUAUUCUACUCCAAACGAUAGGAUCUUGAAACCUAAAAGCAGUGGUCAAAUCCAUCCUACAAGCAAUCGUGUUAUACUAGGAGCCGUAAAAGUAAUAAAGAGUGUGAUUAAUUCGAUGCGACAAUAAACCGAAGGGCAGUGAGAGUGAAGCCGAACGACCAUCGAACGGGGGACGGUCAUGCUGCAAUCAAUGUUGUUCAUGCCGGCGCUGCCCAGGGAGAUCAUGAGAUCGUUAAACUAAUCGAUAUGAGCAAUGCUUUAAAUAGUCUUAACCAAGUGUGAGGAAGUGUACUUUCGCUGCGAAGCGACCGACUAGUUAUGACCACAAGCUUGUGACUCGGAAGUGGACGUUGCAUUACAGUGCAGGAGGAUCAACACUAAGACCGAUUGAUUGAAAUGCUCGGAUCAGCGGUGGCAAACGGUCCGUAGGUAAAACGUAGGUUCAACGCAUCGUGAUACAAAGGAAAAAAAUAACAAAAACCGUUAUCUAGUUCAUAAAAAAUGUUGAAAGUGAAGCAGAUCCGGGACCCGGACGAGUUACAAAAAGUAGAAAGAACGACGCUUCGACGUUCGCAAGAUACCACACAUUUUCUAUCUUCGUACGUUAGAUUUCGCCUGUCAGAAUCUCAAAGAAAAGUAACAAACAAAAAAAUCUAAUAAAACUCAACCACACA
Anopheles cruzii is the source of this 2825-nucleotide messenger RNA. RefSeq lists its product as uncharacterized. The record is from RefSeq and is a predicted model, not a curated record. The transcript is spliced from 9 exons. NCBI's taxonomy places the organism in Eukaryota, Metazoa, Arthropoda, Insecta, Diptera, Culicidae. Bases 1 to 1812 code for a protein of 603 amino acids.